UGGAAGCACAUCCGCCUCAGUUACGCGUCUGUGAGAGAGUUGUGCGGAAAAACCGAUGAAGUCCAGAAAUUUGUUACAAAGUAGCGAUUAGCACCACGAUGAGCGGAACGGUCGUCGACAACAAUGCGUCUUCUUUAUCAAUCCCGACAGACAUCGCCGGACACAUGUUAGAUCUAGACGAAGACGAUGACUUGGAAGUUUUCAGUAAGAAUACGACACAAGGGAGCUCUUUUAACCCCUCCAUGCAGACAUCCCCUGGUUCAAUGAUCAACCAAUACAAGUUUGAGGAAGAAGAGGAAGAAAUUGACACCAAAGACAUUUUUGUCACGGUUGAUGACCCUGAGAGUUAUGUGACCGCUAUAGAGACGUACAUAACUUACAGGGUUGUGACCAAGACCACUCGGAGCGAGUUCGACUCGAGUGAGUUUGAGGUGCGAAGGCGAUACCAGGACUUCCUGUGGUUAAAGGCACGUCUGGAAGAGGCUCAUCCCACACUUAUUGUUCAUCCACUACCUGAGAAGUUUGUGAUGAAAGGAAUGGUGGAGAGGUUUAAUGAAAAUUUCAUUGAAACGAGGAGAAAAGCGCUGAACAGGUUUCUGAACAGAAUAGCGGAUCAUCCGAUUUUCUCCAGCACUGAGGAUUUUAGGAUCUUUCUCACAGCAGACAUCGGGGCCUUGACGUCUCAUAAGAAACAGGGUCCUGGGUUUCUCAGCAGAAUGGGGGAAUCUGUGAGAGGCCUCGCUGCCACGGUCCGAGGGGUCAGAAAUCGGCCAGAAGAAUUCACAGCCAUGCAGGAGUACGUAGAAGCAUUCGGACAGAAUAUCAGCUCGCUCGAUAAAGUCACGCAAAGAAUCGUCAGAGAGCAGAAAGAAUACCUGGAGGAUCUAAAGGAAUGUGCGCCAACUUACACCCUGUGGUCAAACUCAGAGGAGGAGCUGGCAGAGCCCCUGAGGGGCAUGGCAAGCUGUCUGGAGAGAUGCUUCACAGAGACAGAGGAGCAGGUCAAAGAGCUCAAUGAUAACCUCAAUCCAACCCUUCAUGAAUACGUCCUCUGUACGGAGACUCUCAAGACGGUGCUCAGGAGGCGAGACAUCAUCCAGGCGGAGUUCGAGGCGAAGACCGAAGCCCUCCUCGCGAAGCAUGCUGACAGGGAAACGGAUUCUAAGGUGCUGAGUUUAGCAUGGGACAACUUGGUGGGACGCUCCCCUGAGGAAGUCAAACAGCAAAAACAGCAAAAACUUGAAGGGGAGAUUAAGGAGAUUAGGGAAGACUUGUCCAAGAUGGAGGACAGGCUGGAGUGGGCGAAUAAUGCAUUAAAGAGCGACUGGACCCGCUGGAAGAAGGUCAUGAGAACUGAUCUCCAAUCAGCCUUCAUGGACACGGCAGAGAAGAAUGUGAACUGCUAUGAAAAGUGUUUGGCUGUAUGGGAGUCAUUCUUGCUGUCUCAGAGAACAGAUGCUGAAGGAACUCAAGUGUCGGACUCUUCCUAACUCCCAUGGUGCUUUUAGCUAAACAGAGGACCACCAAUAAGUCGCUUUUUCGGGCAGACAAACGGAGGAAAACACAUACCAAGAAAGCAACCACAGGCCUCUGCAAACCUAGACCCAGAAAGAGAUCUAUAAUAGAAAUAUAGUUUUCUCUCAUCAAUACGUUUGCCCCAAAGCACAGUUUUGUCCUCUCUAAUGCUUUUUAUAAUGGGUUUAAAAAAUAAUAUUGCCAAAUGUUUUAUAUUGAGACAUUUCUCAAGUUCAAAUCUUGAGAUUGGGUUUCAGGGCAUGAGAAUAAUAAUAAUGCAAUUCAUGAAAAAUGAGGAUGCAUGCAUCCUAGCUUUAUUGCUUCAUCUGACCUUUAUAUCGUGGUUUCACUAAGGAUUUAUACUAUAUGAUUUUUUUAGAAUGAUAUGUCCUGCCCUUUUACAGAUCAAUGCAAAUCUGUUUACUUUUUAUCAGAGCUGCCUCAAACUUCCCUUAAUGUAAAUGCAUGCUGAAGGGAUGCAUUCUUCAGGAUGAUCCAGAAAUUAUAUUUUAAAGUAUGACAAAAUUGUUUACAUUUUUAAUUCAAUAGAAUUUAAUUAUCGCCAAAGAAUAUGAAGCAAAUAAAUCACUAAUAGUAUGAUUUUAAUGCUAUGUACUAAUGUCUGUAAUUCAAUUGCAAACUGACUUGCAAAAGUACUUGGUGAAAUCUUUUGUAUUAAAUUAACUUUACAAUGAU
Triplophysa dalaica is the source of this 2211-nucleotide messenger RNA. RefSeq names its product sorting nexin 7 (gene snx7). NCBI's taxonomy places the organism in Eukaryota, Metazoa, Chordata, Actinopteri, Cypriniformes, Nemacheilidae. The record is from RefSeq and is a predicted model, not a curated record. The transcript has 10 exons. The coding region runs from base 99 to 1490 and encodes 463 amino acids. Gene Ontology annotation, molecular function: phosphatidylinositol binding.